UUUUGGUUAGAUAAUUUACGCUCUUCGAUUAUAUUUAGAUUUACAUUAAUCUAAUGUGUGUCUCAAUUGAUAUCACGCAAACAAUUUAUUGUAUCUUUGUUUCUUUUAAAAAAAUUUUUUUAAAUGCGAUUAUAUUAUAAAAUUAAAAUACCAAAACCAAUCCGGUCUUUAAAUAUAUAAUCUGGUUUGAACAAGCUUAUUCUCCGACCAAAAUUUAAUUUAUUCGAAAAUAAACAUAAGACUUUCUCAUCGAUAAUUCAUUAUGUAUUAACAACUAACUUUCAUUUUUCAAAAAGAAACCUCAUUAAGAAUAAUAGACAUUAAAAAAAUAUACAUUUAUUUGGUUCAUACUAGAAUAAAUUUAAAACAAAAAAUUUUUUACUUCUUUUUUUAAUGGGAAAUUUAGUCCUCAAAAAUAUAUGUUCGCCAAAUCGCGCCAAAAGAUCGCGUCAAACUAUUCGCAACAAUCCUACUGAAACAUUUGUAAGAUAUUUGAAAAUAAUACCCACCAAUCAUCAUAUCUCCUUGUAUUUAAUACUCCUUGCUGGUUUCGCGGGAACUGUUCCUUACUCUUCAGCUUCCGUAGUAAACAAUAAUAAGCAAUUCAACGAUAAAGAUGAAUGUUUUUUCAAGAUUAACGAAUCAACGAGUAUAGGUAUAAAACCUAAUACAAGCAAACAAAUUCCUGGGAAAUGCCAAGAGUGUGAAUGUACAAAAGAUGGUGAUUUGUUGAGUUAUAGUUGCAUGGGAUUAAUAUUUUAUUUAGACACAGUAGCUAAAAAAUUUUUACUCGAGAGGCACUGGAAUUUUGAUUUUCGAUGGUAUUCUUUUUUGUUAUCUUUUUUCUCAUACGCUAAUAAUACUAGGCUCGUCAUUUUUAGGAUGUAAUUCGUGAAUAAGUAGCUUAGAAUUAAGUAUUUUGCAUUCAAGAUAUAAACUAUUAUUGCUGUAAAAUCUGAAUUAGUUAAUUAUAAGCAUAAUUCAUGUAAUAUUUAUACUUAUUUAAAUUAUCUUAAAACAUAAAAAUAACUAUUUAAAUGGAGGGGGGGGGGUAUAUGCACGCCCCUAAUUAUGGCCAUCUUAUACAGAAUGAUUUUAAAAGGUUUAAUUUUGACUUAGAAGAGAAUUAAGGUCGACUAUUCAAGCUGGUUCUACCUUGCCUUAAUUUUUGACCCCAAAAUUUGGGGUAAGAUUGUAUAAACAUCUCCCAACUGUUUAGGUUCAUUAUACUUAAAUAAUUUUAA
Gordionus sp. m RMFG-2023 is the source of this 1244-nucleotide messenger RNA. RefSeq lists its product as uncharacterized. Lineage: Eukaryota; Metazoa; Nematomorpha; Gordioida; Chordodea; Parachordodidae. The transcript has 3 exons. The record is from RefSeq and is a predicted model, not a curated record. Bases 394 to 888 code for a protein of 164 amino acids.